Messenger RNA from Ylistrum balloti, 819 nucleotides. RefSeq names its product protein IWS1 homolog. Bases 1 to 819 code for a protein of 272 amino acids. The transcript has 2 exons. The record is from RefSeq and is a predicted model, not a curated record. NCBI's taxonomy places the organism in Eukaryota, Metazoa, Mollusca, Bivalvia, Pectinida, Pectinidae.
AUGAAUAUUGGAGAAGUGGGAAGUACCACAUAUGACUCCCCGGCAGGCAUUUCCAACCAGUACGAACGCUUGGGAAGAGAACAUUUGCAUGCAAAUGAUCGUAAGUCGGGGCUGUACCUGGACCUUGACAACAAAACAGUAGAGGAAACAGAUCAGGUCAAACAUUCAGCACGGGACUCAGAAGAAAUGGACAGUGUCUACAAUACUAUAGACGAACAGGUGCCAACUGGUCACGGAGACGAUAACGUUAAUCAGACCAAACUUCCCUCAGAUUCUGGUGAUAUCAACACAGCCACUGCGAACUAUUUCAUCCUUGAAAAACACGAAGAAGAAAAGACUUCGGAAACAGCUGAGGUUCUAACAGAAGAUCCGAACCCGACAGAGGAUUAUUUCGUUCUCGAUAAGGAUGAGAACCAAGCGAAAUCAGAGCCCACCGACAAUCACCCCGACAGCGGAAUAACUGUGGUAAAUAGAUCGGAUAAUUAUUCUAUUUCAGAAGAGCAACAAAGCCCAGAGAAUCAAACAAGUGACAAUUAUUUCUUGCUCGAGGAAGAAAACAACGGAAACUUGAAGGAAGAUGCCCCGGACGAUGAUAAAUAUGAUGUAUUGAACAAAGAUACAAAUGAUGAAACGUCCGAAUACUAUUCCCAUGCUAAAACUGUCGAAAGUUCACAAGAGAGCACAUCCAGGGACGAAAAUCUACACGAGAACAACGAGAACUAUGACAAGAUGUUUCAACGACCAAACAGUAACGUGAUACACGAUUCUGAUAGUGACUACGACCACAUGAACAAUGAUGACCUUUUGACCUCACUUUAG